UCCAAGAACCAACAAGAUAAUGGUGAUGAUAAUGACAUUGGUACAUUGUUAAAGAAUAAGUUAUCAAUCAACAACAAUAAUAACAACAUCAACAUCAAUGCGAUAUUCAAGAUAACAGACAAGACAACAUUCACAUUGGCUCAGUCAUCUGCCACACCACUUCUAUCUUCUGCUGUUGUACAACAACCAUCUAGUACUACUACUCAACCGACAAGUAGUAGUAGUGGCAGUAGUAUUGGAUAUGGAUCAAUUGGAGGACUUCAACAACAAGUACAACAGGUCAAGGAAUUGAUUGAGUUGUCAUUCUUUAAAGGUGAUAUACUGUCUCAAUUUGGUAUCAAGCCACCUCGUGGAGUACUCUUAUACGGUCCACCUGGUACAGGAAAGACAUUGUUGGCAAGAGUUGUAUCAAAGGAGAUUGAAUCUACUUUGUUUACAAUCAAUGGAGCUGACAUACUUGACAAGUACUAUGGACAGACAGAGAAGACAUUGCAAGGUAUAUUCAGAGAGGCCAGUCUAAAGUCACCUUCAAUCAUCUUUAUUGAUGAACUAGAUGCACUGUGUCCAAAGAGAGAUGAUAACUCAUCAGAGAUUGAGAAAAGAGUUGUUGGAUGUCUGUUGACAUUGAUGGAUGGUAUUGAGACGGCAAACAAGGUUGUUGUGAUUGGUUGUACGAAUAGACCGGAUUCAAUCGAUUCGGCAUUGAGACGACCAGGUAGAUUCGAUAGAGAGAUAGAGAUUGGUAUACCAAAUGCAUCGAAUCGUGAGGAGAUCCUCAAGAUCUUCCUCAAGCGUAUACCAAACACACUCACUACCAAAGAGGUCACUGACAUUGCAUCCCGUACACAUGGAUUCGUUGGAGCAGACUUGGAAUCAUUGUGCAAAGAGUCGGCACUCAAAUGUUUCCAUCGUAUAACUACUUCAUCGUCAACGUCUACAUCAACAUCAGAUAUAUUUGGUACAUUGCUGACAACAUCAUCAACUUCAUUAUCAUUGGAAAUCAAACAAAUGAUCAAUGUAACAUAUGAUGAUAUGUUAUUGGCAAUGACAGAGAUCAAACCAUCGUCAAUGAGAGAGGUUGUUGUUGAGAUUCCAAAGGUUUAUUGGUCAGACAUUGGUGGACAACAUCACAUCAAGGAGAAGCUAAAGGAGGCCAUCGAGUGGCCCUUGAAGCAUCCAGAGGCAUUCCAGAGAAUGGGUAUCAAGCCACCCAAGGGCAUCCUACUCUAUGGUCCACCCGGAUGCUCCAAGACACUGAUGGCCAAAGCUUUGGCAACAGAGUCUGGUUUGAACUUUAUAGCUGUCAAAGGUCCCGAGUUGAUAAGCAAAUGGGUUGGAGAGUCAGAGCGUGCUGUUAGAGAUAUCUUUAAGAAGGCAAGGAGCAAUGCACCAUCGAUAUUGUUCUUUGAUGAGAUGGAUGGUCUGGCAGUGAGUCGUAGUGGAGAGGGCAGUGGAGCAGUGGAGAGAGUGGUUAGUCAACUGUUGAACGAGAUGGAUGGUAUGCAACCAUUGACAAAUGUUACCAUCGUAGCUGCAACCAAUAGACCUGAUCUAAUUGACAAAGCCAUUAUGAGACCAGGUAGAAUUGAUCGUAUACUAUAUAUUUCGCCACCAGACUUUGAUUCAAGGAAGGAGAUACUCAACAUCCAUCUAAAGAAGGUUCCACAUACUGAUGAUGUGAAUGUUGAUCGAUUGGCUACAAUGACUGAUGGAUUCAGUGGAGCAGAGGUUGCUGCCAUCUGCAAGGAGGCAUCGAUAUGUGCCAUGAAGGAGGACCUAAAUGCUGAACGUGUGACCAUGCUCCACUUUGAGGCUGCUAUUGGCCAGGCAAAGAAGGGUAUCACCAAUGACAUGAUCGACUUCUAUUCAAAGUAUCAAGAACAAUCAGGUCUUCAGAAGUUGUGA
This is a messenger RNA of Acytostelium subglobosum LB1, 1905 nucleotides long. RefSeq lists its product as hypothetical. Gene Ontology annotation, molecular function: ATP hydrolysis activity; ATP binding. The record is from RefSeq and is a predicted model, not a curated record. Gene Ontology annotation, cellular component: cytoplasm. Lineage: Eukaryota; Evosea; Eumycetozoa; Acytosteliales; Acytosteliaceae. The annotation marks the transcript as partial. The transcript is spliced from 6 exons.